AUGAGGACGUACACUUCACAGCCUAUCGACAUACCACGCGACUUGAACCUCACAGAGCUGCUUCAUACUACGGCUACAUCAAUACCGGAAUCUCACAUCAUCGCUUCGGAUAGCCUGACGAACCGCAGCAUUACGCUUGGAGAACUUCGCGACCGCGCCGGGAGAAUUGCGCAGGGGCUGAAGGAUGGGUUGAAUCCGCCGGAUCAGGCUCGUUGGGCGAUUGUACUUCCCAACAGCGUUGAGUUUCUGGAAAUCUUCCAUGCUAUCUUAUGGACUGGAGGUGUUGUGAGCCCGGUUAAUCAUGCACUCAAGUCGUCAGAGAUCGGUCAUGGUUUCGCGGUAUCAAGGCCGCACUUCAUAAUUGCGUAUGGUCCCAUUACGCCGGCGAUUCAGGACGCUGUCGAUGUUGCUGCAAAGGAGCUGUCUACGCUAGGAGUGCAAUGGGACAUUCCGAUAAUACUCUCGAUCAUCAAGCCGGCAAGCGGGGUAAAGCAUAUUCCUGACGACUUCAUUGCUUCGUCGCGGCUCGCAAUACCUCACUGGCCGGACACAUCGAAGCGACUGGCAUCAAUACACCUGUCGUCCGGAACAACCGGAAAACCAAAAGGAGUUGAGCUUACACAUCUCAACUUUGUCUCGAACGUACUCCAGCUCGUCGCGCUUGAUGACAAGCACCAGAUGUUCAACAUCUCUUCUCGGACAGUGGCCUUCACGCCGUGGGCUCACAUUGCUAUGACGACAAUGCCUCUAUUUCUUGGGCCUCACACCGGUAUGUUUCAUCACGCAAUGCCGCAGUACAAUAUCGACAAGUUCGGUCAACUGGUCGGCUCCAACCAAGCGACCUCAUUCCAGGGGGUGCCAAGCGUGGUACUCAGCCUCGCAAACUCGGACGUAACGGAGCGAUUUGACUUUUCAAAAGCGCAGAUCAUCAACAUCGGUGGUGCUCCGUUGAAACCAGAGCAGAUCGAAAGAUUGCUCAGGCGAGCUCCAUGGAAACUCAUUCAGGCGUACGGGAUGACGGAAGCCGCUGGCUAUGUGGCCUACCAGGGCUUCGACGAGGAGGUCCCCGACGGCUCGACUGGAAGGCUACUGCCAGGUAUCGAGGCGGCGCUCAAGAAGGAAGGAACAACUGAAGAUGCACCGGAAGGCGGUCCUGGAGAGCUGUGGAUCAGAGGACCCAAUAUCACUCAUGGCUACGCAUUUAAUCCAAAAGCCAACCAAGAAGCUUUCCGCAUGGAAGGCUGGUAUAAUACAGGAGAUGUAUGCCGUUUCGAUACGGAAGGAAGACUGUUCAUCGUUGGACGUACAAAGGACUUGAUCAAGUACAAAGGCUUUCAAGUCAGUCCAUCGGAGCUAGAACAGAUCAUCAACUCACAUCCACUUGUCAAGGAAGCGGGUGUCGGGGCGUUGUGGGAUGAGACUCAGCUGACCGAAGUACCAACUGCGUGGGUUGUAUUGAAGGACGGAGACAUGAUGAGAAGAGAAGAGAUUCGUCGAAGACUUAGAGAUAUUCAGAAGGUCGUUGAUAACCAGGUGAGCGGGUAUAAGAAGCUUAGAGGUGGGGUAUGGGCAGUUGAGAGACUUCCUAGAAAUCCGACAGGCAAGAUUCUGAGGAGGGAUCUGGUCAAGAUGACCGAUGGAGAUUGUUCAUUAGAUGAGGGAAGAAGAUUCGUUGCGAAACUUUGA
Colletotrichum siamense is the source of this 1686-nucleotide messenger RNA. RefSeq names its product 4-coumarate--CoA ligase-like 7 (gene 4CLL7-1). Bases 1 to 1686 code for a protein of 561 amino acids. The transcript has a single exon. Lineage: Eukaryota; Fungi; Ascomycota; Sordariomycetes; Glomerellales; Glomerellaceae. Gene Ontology annotation, molecular function: CoA-ligase activity. The record is from RefSeq and is a predicted model, not a curated record. Gene Ontology annotation, biological process: secondary metabolic process.